AUUACUUUUAGAUUCUGAACAUAUUUAAUUUUAGUAUAAUAGAUGGAACGGGUUAUGUAUUUAUCCGACAGCGCUCUUAAAGCCACUUAACUCGUGGCUGCCUGCGCAGGCCGACCCUCCUCUCAACCUCAUCGUAUUUCUACCAUUGCUACAUCGUCAGGCCUUCACACAAAAUGCGAGUGUGCCGCUAUUUCCCCCGACCAAGACCUGGUCUUAUGAGGCGUGUAAACGCCCAAGUCCCUCACCGUCGCCCUUUCCAUUGUGCAAAGGCGCAAUUCAUAACCAUCGAUGACGAUGGGCUCCCGGUUGCAUCCCAAACCGAGAUCCGGAUCGGCGAGCCACACGAAGCAUAUGUUUAUAUUGAGCCGGAUAUCAGCAACGCAAUUAGAUCCUCAAUCACGCGGCAGACGGGAAUGGGACUUGUACAAGAUUUGAAGAAACUUUCACUGGAUUUCAACCACAAAUCACUUUAUUUUGCUCACAAGGCUGUACCCUAUCCCCGGCUUGAGAUCACUCAGAACCUUCCUCGCCAGAAUACCGGCGAUACCAGCCCGGCCACGCUUUGGCUAUCGGGUAAUUGGCAUGCCCUAACACUUGAUGGGACCCCCGACGAAGACUUUGAACGGGCAUCGAGGGAUAGCGCUGAGGAGCUCAAGGACACGUUGGAGGCGCUCAAGCACACGUAGAAGUAUCACGCGGUAUAUGGGCUAGAAAUCUAUAUUCUAGCCAUUGCCGCUGCCGCCACCCUUUCGCUUGCUAAAGAUGUUAGAUACCGCUCCCUUGCUGCUUGUGUCGAACGGCCUCAGUUACUAGGCGGCAAACACCAUCAGGACUCCUCAGACUCCUUGACGUAUUGUCGAAUUUCGCGGCAUAUUUUGCUGACAGGCUUCGCGAUGCCUUUGUAGUGCUCUGCUAGGUUGCCGGCAGUCCAUCGAUUCGCCGCGACCGCCAAGUGU
This is a messenger RNA of Durotheca rogersii, 956 nucleotides long. RefSeq lists its product as uncharacterized. The coding region runs from base 174 to 686 and encodes 170 amino acids. The transcript is spliced from 4 exons. NCBI's taxonomy places the organism in Eukaryota, Fungi, Ascomycota, Sordariomycetes, Xylariales, Xylariaceae. The record is from RefSeq and is a predicted model, not a curated record.